GCCCCGCUGCCGGGAGCGGGCGGCGGAGCCGAGCUGAGCCGCGCCGGGCUGCGGGGCACAGGGACGCGGCGCUGCCCCCUCCUGCCCUGCCCUGCCCUGCGCUGCCCCCAGCCCAGCCUCCGCCAGGCUGCUGCGGGAGAGGAGGGGGGCAGGGAAGCGUCGUUCGCGGGGCAGGGGGUCCCCCCCCUUCCCUCGGGGGCUCGGAGACCUGGCGGAGCGUUCCCCGGCGGCGGCAGGUUGCUCCCCAGACCUGAUGGAUUUCUGCUAGCUGGCUCCUGACAGGCUGGAAGGAGCAUGGUUAAACACCAACCACUGCAGUACUACGAGCCACAGCUAUGUCUGUCCUGUCUGACCGGGAUCUACGGCUGCCGCUGGAAACGGUACCAGCGGUCACAUGAUGACACCACCAAGUGGGAGCGCCUCUGGUUCCUCAUCCUCACCUCAUCCUUCUUCCUGACCCUGGUCUGGUUUUACUUCUGGUGGGAAGUUCACAAUGACUACAAUGAAAUCAACUGGUUUUUCUAUAACCAAAUGGGGUACUGGAGCGAUUGGUCCAUCCCCAUCCUGGUCACCACUGCUGCUGGCUUUACCUACAUCACACUCUUACUGAUCCUGGCACUAUGUCACAUAGCUGUGGGACAGCAGAUGAACCUGCACUGGCUUCACAAGAUUGGCCUGAUGACCACCUUGAUAACCACCGUGGUGACCAUGUCAUCCAUAGCCCAGCUUUGGGAUGAGGAAUGGGAGAUGGUUUUUAUUUCACUGCAAGCCACAGCCCCUUUCUUGCACAUAGGAGCCCUUGCAGCAGUCACAGCCCUGUCCUGGUUGGUCGCUGGGCAGUUUGCACGGACGGAGAAAGCCACUUCUCAGAUGCUGAUGUUCACAGCAUACCUCACAGUUGUAAUUGCACUUUACCUUGUCCCACUCACCAUCUCAUCCCCUUGUAUCAUGGAGAAGAAGGAUCUGGGACCAAAGCCAGCCAUUAUAGGGCACCGUGGAGCACCAAUGCUGGCACCAGAAAACACUCUGAUGUCCUUCCAGAAGGCAGUGGAACAGAAGAUCUAUGGAGUCCAAGCUGAUGUCACACUGAGCUAUGAUGGAGUGCCCUUCCUGAUGCAUGACAAGACACUCAGGAGAACAACCAACGUGGAGGAGGUGUUUCCAGAGAGGGCCUAUGAACACUCCUCCAUGUUCAACUGGACUGACCUGCAAAAACUCAGUGCUGGAGAGUGGUUCCUAAAGAAUGACCCUUUCUGGACAGCAGGGUCUCUCUCAAGGGCUGACUACUUGGAAGCUGCCAACCAGUCAGUCUGCAAGCUGGCAGAUAUGCUAGAGGUGAUCAAGGACAACACAUCCCUCAUCCUCAACUUCCAGGACCUGCCAGCAGCUCACCCCUACUACAGCACAUACAUCAACAUCACCCUGGAAACCAUCCUGGCAUCAGGAAUUCAGCAACACUCUGUGAUGUGGCUGCCAGAGGUGGAGAGGCAGCUGGUCAGCCAGAUUGCUCCAGGUUUCCAGCAGACCUCUGGCCUCAAGCUGGAUGCAGAGCUCCUGAGGGAGAAGGGCAUCGUGAAGCUCAACCUGCGCUACACCAAGGUCACCAGUGAGGAUGUCAGGGACUACACCAUGGCCAACCUGAGUGUGAACCUCUACACUGUGAAUGAGCCUUGGCUGUUCUCCAUCCUCUGGUGUGCUGGUGUCCAGUCAGUCACCUCCGACAGCUCCCACGUCCUCCGCAAGGUGCCUUUUCCCAUCUGGCUCAUGGUGGCGCCUAGGGAGCAUCAGGACCUACAACCCGGAGCAGAUCAUGCUCAGCGCCGCUGUGCGCCGCUCCAGCCGCGACGUCAAGAUCAUGAAGGAGAAGCUCAUCUUCUCAGAGAUCAACAACGGGCUGGAGGCUCCGGACGAGCUGUCCCUGUGCUCCGAGAGCGGCUACGCCAACGAGACGCUGACCCCCGGCGAGCACAGCCACACCAAGCUGCGGAUGGACUGAGACCUCUGCCUGCCCCCUGCCCGGGGGCAUCCCCCCUCGCCCCCACAGCCUUGGCUCCAGCAGGCAGGGCCCUGCUCUCCUGCAUCACACAGCUGAUGAGGAACCUCUGAGGAACUGCUGCUUGGGGCAGAGACCAUCCUCAUCCCCCUCCCUCCCCAACUCCCUUCUCUUUCCCAUAGCCCAUGGCUAGCUGCUCCACCUCCCUGGUUGUGAGGCUGGGGGGGGGAGGAUUUGGGGUUGUAAAUAUGUAGAAAGAUCUGGUUUGUUGUUGUUGUUGUUGUUGCUGUUGUUGUCUCUCUCCUUUUUUUGAGUGUAAUUUGUUUGUUCUGUUGGUUGGGUUUUUUUUUCCCAGGGCAUGAGUGGAACUGUUGUGUUCAUUAAACCUUAUGGCUGAA
This is a messenger RNA of Pogoniulus pusillus (Red-fronted tinkerbird), 2391 nucleotides long. It is a transcript of the gene GDPD5, whose product is annotated as glycerophosphodiester phosphodiesterase domain containing 5. Gene Ontology annotation, cellular component: plasma membrane. The record is from RefSeq and is a predicted model, not a curated record. Gene Ontology annotation, biological process: lipid metabolic process; positive regulation of neuron differentiation. Gene Ontology annotation, molecular function: glycerophosphodiester phosphodiesterase activity. The transcript has 15 exons. Bases 295 to 2106 code for a protein of 603 amino acids. NCBI's taxonomy places the organism in Eukaryota, Metazoa, Chordata, Aves, Piciformes, Lybiidae.